This is a messenger RNA of Loa loa (African eye worm), 234 nucleotides long. RefSeq lists its product as hypothetical. The coding region runs from base 1 to 234 and encodes 77 amino acids. The transcript has 2 exons. The record is from RefSeq and is a predicted model, not a curated record. NCBI's taxonomy places the organism in Eukaryota, Metazoa, Nematoda, Chromadorea, Rhabditida, Onchocercidae.
AUGGCGGACAAUGAGAGUGGCAAAUGUGAUGAAGAAGGACAGAAAGUUCAGCAUUGGAUACGAAACGAUCAAAGCAAAAUUUAUAAUACAAUUGAAGAAACUGUUAAAUCCACCCAAAAUGAUCAUCGGGUGAGAAAGAAUAAUCCGUUAGAAGGAGCGAAAAGGAAUCGAUGCCGGUUUUCCAUCUCGGAUAUAUUGAGCGAUAAGCAUUCCACAAGCCGUACCAGCAAGUAA